Condylura cristata (star-nosed mole) is the source of this 4347-nucleotide messenger RNA. It is a transcript of the gene PURA, whose product is annotated as purine-rich element binding protein A. Gene Ontology annotation, cellular component: nucleus. The annotation marks the transcript as partial. Gene Ontology annotation, molecular function: DNA-binding transcription factor activity, RNA polymerase II-specific; RNA polymerase II transcription regulatory region sequence-specific DNA binding; purine-rich negative regulatory element binding. The record is from RefSeq and is a predicted model, not a curated record. The transcript has a single exon. Lineage: Eukaryota; Metazoa; Chordata; Mammalia; Eulipotyphla; Talpidae. Gene Ontology annotation, biological process: regulation of transcription by RNA polymerase II.
GGGGGGCUGCAGCACGAGACGCAGGAGCUGGCCUCCAAGCGGGUGGACAUCCAGAACAAGCGCUUCUACCUGGACGUGAAGCAGAACGCCAAGGGCCGCUUCCUGAAGAUUGCCGAGGUGGGCGCGGGCGGCAACAAGAGCCGCCUCACCCUCUCCAUGUCAGUGGCCGUGGAGUUCCGCGACUACCUGGGCGACUUCAUCGAACACUACGCGCAGCUGGGCCCCAGCCAGCCGCCCGACCUGGCCCAGGCACAGGACGAGCCGCGCCGGGCGCUUAAGAGCGAGUUCCUGGUGCGCGAGAACCGCAAGUACUACAUGGAUCUCAAGGAGAACCAGCGCGGCCGCUUCCUGCGCAUCCGCCAGACGGUCAACCGGGGCCCCGGCCUGGGCUCCACGCAGGGCCAGACCAUUGCGCUGCCCGCACAGGGGCUCAUCGAGUUCCGCGACGCUCUGGCCAAGCUCAUUGACGACUACGGAGUGGAGGAGGAGCCGGCCGAGCUGCCCGAGGGCACCUCCUUGACUGUGGACAACAAGCGCUUCUUCUUCGAUGUGGGCUCCAACAAGUACGGCGUGUUUAUGCGAGUGAGCGAGGUGAAGCCCACCUACCGCAACUCCAUCACCGUGCCCUACAAGGUGUGGGCCAAGUUCGGACACACCUUCUGCAAGUACUCGGAAGAGAUGAAGAAGAUUCAAGAGAAGCAGAGGGAGAAGCGAGCUGCCUGUGAGCAACUCCACCAGCAGCAGCAGCAGCAGCAGGAGGAGACCGCCGCUACCACCCUGCUGCUGCAGGGUGAGGAAGAAGGGGAAGAAGAUUGAUCAAACUGAAUGAAAAUAAACCCCCCACACAUGCAUACACACACACAUACACACACACACAGCCACACACAGAGAAAAUAUACUGUAAAGAGAGAGAGAAAAUAAAAAGUUAAAAAGUUAAAAAAAAAAUAACUGUUAACUCCAAGGGAGCACCACCCACAGAACCUCCACCAACUGACAGUUUCUCUUCUUGACUUGCCACCCAUCGCUGGAUGUUGUCCACUUUAUCCACCAUAUAAAACAGUAAGCAGCUGCUAAAAACAAAAAACAAAAAAAAAUACAAAAAGUAAUAACAUUAUAUGAACUGUGUUUCCUACUUGAUUAAAAAAUAUAAAGAACUGAGUGUUUAUUUCCCUAAUUAACCAAGAACUUUUGUACACGUUUAAGCUAUUAUUAUUAAAAGUGUUUGCAAAAUGGUCAAGAUUAUAAUAUUGCUGAAUUAUAUAAAAGUCCUUUUCAUGUUGAGCUAACAUUUGACUUUAGCACAAAAAAGAGAUAUUUUAGAACACGUAAAAUAAUAUUUUUAGUUUUUCUCAUUUUGUUACCAAAUUUCAGACCUUACAUGGAGGUUAUAGUAUAUUUGACACCCUAUAUACCUGUGAUUAGAGAUGUGUAUAUAUAUUUGAGGGCUAGGCAUGCUGUGUGUCUGAGCUUUGUCUAAAUGUUAUGCAGAAGUUUGUAGAGUUAAAGGUACGUAGGUUUAAUUCAUGCAAGGUAAACAAUAAGUGCUCUCUUUUAUACAAUAUGCAUUGCAUCUGGACCUUAAACAUAUAAAAAUGGUCAGUGAAACUUCUGUGAACAUGAAGAAAUUAUUAAAAAAGGCAUUUAAAUGAAAUUUGCUAAGUUGUGAUUUUUACGGUUGGAACCAAAGUUAUUCAAGUAGUAAAAGGAAAAGGAGAAAGAAAGAAAAGGAAAUCUCCCAUAAUAUUUUUCUGCAUCUGUUUGCUUUGACUGAGUAGGCGUUUUUGUCAUUAUUGUGUAUAUGAGAUGUACUUGUAUCGUUCAUAAUAUAUUUUUUUUAUUAUGUGUAGAAAGAUUUUUAAAAUAUAACUAACGUGCAGCAAUUUCCAGUGAACCUGUACUUGGACAUCAGGUAGUGAGUCUUUGUGGUCACUAGCACUGUCUCCUAAACUUGUAAGAGGUCUGAAGCUAUCCUUUGAUUUUCGCCAGUGCUUUUAACUUAAGUAGACCUGUUAAAAAGCAGAGCAACACAAUUAUAGUUAUCCUACUGAGCCAUGGAUUCUGAGUUUCAUUUUAGAAGUGAAAGCCAAGUUGGUGUAUGUAAAGGAUUUCCAUGUAGCUGUGGUGCUAGUUAUUACUGGCUACAUUAUAUGCUAAGUGUAUUUGUGUUCCCUAAGUGUACAAGCCUAUCAAAAAAGUAUGUUCUAUAACUCAUAUAAUCAAGGUUGUAGGGGAUGAAAAUGCAAGGCUUAGGAGAGCACUUUACCAUACUGGUGUCCUCCAAACUGAAAUUGUUUGUAACGAUAGUCUUACAGGUUUUCAUUUAAAGAUGUUCGUGUGCUUUUAAUUGACAACUAACUUCUUGCUGCUGUAUAGUAAAAUAUUAAUAUAUUUUUAUCAUUAAACUGCUGCAUGACUAUCAUCUUUGAGUGAAGAGAAAAUGUUAUAAAAAAAAGAUGCCUUAAACAGUACAUUUUGAUUUGGAAUUCUGUAGAAAGUAUUUUGGUUUAAAAAAAAAAAAAGAUAUUGUCUGAUAGAGUUCUGGGGAUGGAAUUGUUUCUUGGCAUAUCCAGCCAUUUAGACCUAACUGCUGUAUGUAGAAGACACCACCUGUAGGAGCUGGAAGGUAUUGGUGCUUCUCACAUUUUAAAGCAUUGGCCUAGGAAGGUGAAACAGUUGUCCUUUUGAAGGAUUCUUUUUUUUUUUUUCUUUUUGUUCUGGUUCUUUGGGUUUUGAUUUGAUACUUUUAAACUCCCUGGUUGAGUGUGUUGUCUUUGUUUUUGAGAUCUACUGUAUGUGUUGAAUAACAAGCUAUUUCCAUUGUACUGUGCAUUUUCCCAUUGAAUUGUUUGCUUUUAAUAUUCAUGCAAUGUUGAAUAAGAGGUGACCGUACAAUAGUUAGGAGUUUCUUUACUUACAAAAUCACUGGAAAUUAUUAAAUUGCUUUCCCCUCCCCCCAAGGUGCAUUUUUCUUAUUUCCGUAUAGUAAAGUUGAGCUUUUACAGUGCAUAAUGUGACAUUUGGAAUGCUUAUCAACUGCAUGUAAACAUUAAUAACCUGCACUUUUUUGUCUUAAGGUUUGUUGAGCUGUUUUGUUCACUGUACUUUAACUGUGAUAUGGAAAAGACUGCAUUCUCUGUGUUGUUACUAGUUAGGAAAGAGAAUUGCUUUGAUUUUGUCUCUUGUUUACUAUAGCUUCUUAAAGUUAAGCCUUGUACUACAGGUUGUUGGAGUACUCCUAGAUCAGUGUUUCGUAGUAGCCAGCAAUAAGUAGUGCAAGUCAACAAAAACACAGCAAACUUAGGCAAAGUGUCCUUUCUUUGAGAUGCGAGUUCUUUCAUGAGGUUUUCUUUAGGGUCAGAGUUACCUAAAGUGAAGCCUUGCUUACCUAUAGACUUCAGAUUCUGCUUGGAAUCCUACCGGAUUAAGAAGCACAUGUAUUGUGCAAUUGUCUUUACACUAUAACAGUUAAACACAAUCUUACUAAGAUUUUGAAACCAGUGUCUGAUUUACGGUCAGUGGAUCUAAAAAGAAAUCCACAUGCAAAUCUUUCAAGACUUAGAGGUGAUUAUAGAAAAGACUAAGUGACUGUAAAGAUGCUCUUUUUUGCAUCUCACUUUAUCUCCCCAUAUACCUACCCAACCUUCCCUUCACCCCUCUCCUGUUUCAUCCUUUCCCCACCCUUUCUCCCAGGUGCUCGGUACUUUACCAAGGUUCUAUAUAUCAGUGUUUUAUGUUGGAGUUUUUCCUUGUUUUUAUUUCACUAGUUGGUAUGCCCUGUUUGUGUUGAAACAAAAAAGGAAAUGGUAUAUUUGACCAUAUGUGUUAUUCAUAGAAGACAGUAUGAUCAAAUGUGCCAAAAACAAGCAAAGAAAACUUAAUUCAUGACAAGUAUGCCUUAUUUUUAAUGAUCUGCUUUGUCUUACAAUUAAGGUCCAAGAGCUUGGUUAAACUAUAUUAUUUGCCUAAGUAUAAAAGAAAACUUGAAAUGCAUUGCAAUAUUGAUGUUCUUUAAAAUGAGAGACACUGUCAAGUAAUUUAAUCCAGAGAUCAGCCACCAGAUCUGAAAUGCCCAUGUAUAUGUGUGUGUUUGGUGUUUUUUCUUUUUCUUUUAAAUCACCAAAUCUUUUUUAAAGCUACUUUUUAUUUGUGCCUCCUAUUUAUCAUGCUGAUGUUAGAAGCAGCAGUCAUCCAGCCACAGAGGGAGCUAAAGUUAACUAACCAGAACUGUAGAAAUCAUUAUACAUGCCUUUGACAACAAAGGAAGUUCAUAAGAAAAGCCAUGUUGGCUUUUCCUCCACUAGAUACAGAUUGGAGAUAGAUGAAUAUUUGCCAAAUGGGGGGGGGGGG